AUACGAUCUCCACCACAAGUCUCUUAGACUUGAUGGAGCUAUUACUGAACCACCACUCAGUAGUGUGAGUAUCUGUCGCGAUGCCCUCCUACUUCUACCACCUCGCCAUUGAACUGUUUGCCCGCCCCCACAACGACCUCCGAAGCUCCUCUCCAGGCCGAUCCCCAACAUCGCUAUCCUUCGACUCCGCAUGCGAAGCUCUCCUCCCCUUCCACAAGCGACCGACCUCACACCGCAAUAAUCCCCGCGACCUGAGGACCACCUCCACCAGCAGCGGAACCCCACGCCCAUCCACCUCCGACGCUCGCCCCUCAGACACUACGCACCCCGCCACGACCCCACCACACCCCUACACAACCUCACAGACAAGCACCCCCGCGUUCGAAAAAGACCUCCGCCUCGAUAAAGUCUCCAUCGCGUGCAUCGACAUGAUUCCCCUAGACCAGGACCUCGGCGGCUCGCGCCGCGCAGCCUCCACCCGGCGCGUCGACGACAACCCCGUCGCGACGGGCAUCGGAACAGACAUCCUCGGCGGCCUGCGCACAAAAGGAAAAUACAUCCCGCUGGACCAGUCCGUCUCGGAAAGCGUCUGGGGUAUCGUCCACCUCUACCGCGAUCUCCAGGACACGCCCUCCCUCACGGAAGAUGCCGACUACCCCCCGGACUUGAAGGGCUCUGCUGCCGCGAGACAGCCGCAUGAUGAGCUGGGCGGGGAUGGUCGUCGGGGAGAGCACAGGCAGCUGCGGCUGCGGCAGUCUUCUUCGUCGUCGGCUGUUGUGUCGUCGUCGAGGGGGCGUCUGGAUGAGGAGGACUGCACGACGCUGUGUAUACUUGCUGUGCCGUCUUAUAUGUCGCCGUCGGACUUUUUGGGGUUUGUGGGGGAGGCUACCAUGGAUGAUGUUAGUCAUUUUCGCAUGAUUCGCACGGCGAGGGCCAAUCGGUAUAUGGUUUUGAUGAAGUUUCGGAGUGGGAGGAAGGCGAGGGAUUGGCAGAGGGAGUGGAAUGGGAAGGUGUUUAAUAGUAUGGAGCCUGAAACGUGCCAUGUGGUCUUUGUGAAAACGGUGGAAAUCCAAGCGGUCGACUUGGAAAUGCAGACGCCGGCGACCAGCCCUCAGCGGACCCUGUCCUCAGCCAGCCAGACCAGCCCCAUCCCCUCCGCUUCACUCUCCACCAGACCGCUGGCCCCUCCUACACCAGCCCUCGUCGAGCUCCCGACAUGCCCAGUCUGCCUAGAGCGCAUGGACGAAACCACCGGCCUCCUGACCAUCAUCUGCCAGCACGUCUUCCACUGCACCUGUCUCCAAAAGUGGAAAGGCAGCGGCUGCCCCGUCUGCCGCUACACGCAAGACGACAUCCGCCACACACUCCCAAGCGCGUUCUCCGAAGACGACCCCGCCCAGUGCAACGUCUGCCACUCGGAGCUCAACCUCUGGGUAUGCCUCAUCUGCGGCGCCGUCGGCUGCGGGCGGUACGACGGCGCGCACGCCUUCGCGCACUUCCAAGAAACAUCGCACGCCUUCGCCAUGGACCUCUCCACCCAGCGCGUCUGGGACUACAUCGGCGACGCCUACGUGCACCGCAUCAUCCAGAGCAAAACCGACGGCAAGCUCGUCGAGCUCCCCGCAGCAGACAACAGCGCCCUCGAUCCCCCCGACUGGACGGACGCCGUGCCCCGCGAGAAACUCGAAAACAUGAGCGUCGAAUACACCCACCUCCUCACCAGCCAGCUCGAGAGCCAGCGCGCCUACUUCGAGGAAGUCGUCCAGCGCGCCGUCGACAAAGCCUCGCAGGCUUCCGUCGCUGCAUCCACCGCCCAAGACGCAGCCACUACCGCAACCAAAACCCUACAGACCCUCCAAGCGCAGUACGACAAGCUCGCAUCAGAGACCCUCCCGGCCCUCGAGCGCGAUAAAUCCCGCGCGGAGAAACGCGCCGAGAAGUUCGAGGCGAUGGCGCGGAAGAUGGAGAAGGAGUGGCGCGAGGAGAAGACCAUGAACGAGAGCCUGAUGGGCCGGAUCGAACACCUCACUGCGGAAGUCGACACACUGAAGGUGUCUAAUGUGGAUCUGGCGGACCAGAACCGCGACCUUACGUUCUUUAUCAGUGGGUCUGAGCGGUUGAAGGAUCAGAGUGAUGAUGUUGUGCAGGGGACGGUCAGUGUGCCUGAGCCGGAGAGCAAGGGGAAGAAGAAGGGGAAGGGGAGGAAGAAGUAGCUUGUUUGAAUCAUCCUUGAUGAGUGCUUUAGGACUGGUGUGCUAUGCAUGCUAUCCUGACUAUCUGCUAGACACGCUAGGCUUGGAUGUCUCGUUGGCGACGCUGAACACUUUCUGUGGGGUUCGUCUGCUCUUGGAGAUAGGCGCCGUGUAGUGCAUGCACUGCAUCUAGUCUAGCAGGUACACUGCACUACACUAACGGCUAUGUAAUGAGUUUGAUAUGAUGGCAAUAUAAAUAUGUAUUUUUUGUAACUAGUGAAU
Messenger RNA from Aspergillus campestris IBT 28561, 2474 nucleotides. Its product is annotated as putative RING and UBP finger domain protein. Gene Ontology annotation, biological process: Ras protein signal transduction; protein ubiquitination. The transcript has 2 exons. Gene Ontology annotation, cellular component: cytoplasm. Gene Ontology annotation, molecular function: ubiquitin protein ligase activity; zinc ion binding. The coding region runs from base 81 to 2213 and encodes 710 amino acids. Lineage: Eukaryota; Fungi; Ascomycota; Eurotiomycetes; Eurotiales; Aspergillaceae. The record is from RefSeq and is a predicted model, not a curated record.